Messenger RNA from Drosophila ananassae, 1255 nucleotides. It is a transcript of the gene bug, whose product is annotated as thioredoxin domain-containing protein 15. The transcript has 2 exons. Gene Ontology annotation, cellular component: cilium. The coding region runs from base 118 to 1017 and encodes 299 amino acids. The record is from RefSeq and is a predicted model, not a curated record. Gene Ontology annotation, biological process: cilium assembly. Lineage: Eukaryota; Metazoa; Arthropoda; Insecta; Diptera; Drosophilidae.
UUUCUGCAAAGUCCAUCGCCGUUAACACUGGGGAUCAAAACACAUUCAAACAAUCGAUAUUUUGAAAAGAUUGAUAUUAUCGAUGAGUUUUCCGAUGUUUCUGCACCUCUAAAUCAAAUGCAUCCAAAUCUGUUGUUCUUCUUUUUGACCUGCCUCACCCAGGCCCAAGCGGAACUCUCUGGUCUGCUCAGUGCCCUGCACUACUUCGGACUCGUCUCGAAUGUAACUUUCCAGUCCUUGGGCAUAUCCCGUGGCCAGUGCCACUACAGCUUUAACACCUAUGGUCUCCUGGAGGAGCGUCGCAUCUGCGCCCCGGACGACGAACACAUCCUGCACCUGACCCAGCUACCGCCAAUCAGGAAGCCUCCGAUUCUAAUGAAGUGCCUGCAGCCAGAAACACCAGAGAAUGGCACUGGAAAGGAACCGGGCCUGCUCAUGAUGGGCAGCUCCAAGGAGAUAAUUAACUUGCUGAAGCCCGUGGGUAACGCCACCAAGCGCCACGAGCCGGGGAGCUGUGUAGUGGUACACUUUUGCACCGUCUCCAGCUUGGAGUGCGCUAGAGUGGCUCCCAUUAUGAACCUCCUGCCCCACCUCUUUCCCACGCUGCCAAUCGCCUACAUUGACGCGUACGAGUUUAGUCGCUUCAACGCCGAGUUCGGAAUAGUCUCCUUGCCCACGCUGAUGAUCUUUCACCAGGGACGACCUCUGAUCAAGUACGAUCCCUCAUGGGCCGAUUCGGAGAAGCGCAGCUUCGGCCGCUUCAUCAUGCGGCACACGAACGUGAAGACAGUGGACCCGCAGAGCAUAUCCCCACACAUCAUCAACCGCACGCGCAGUGAGCCCCUCCCCAACGUGCCCGUGGUCCACACGGACUACUACCUGGGCCUGGCGUGGGUUUUCAUCCUGGCCUGCCUCGCCAACUACCUGCGCCAGACGGUCUUCUGGAAGCAGCUCGUGGAAAUGGUCCAGCGCAACUGGCGGGAGUCGGAGGAGACGCAAAUGGAGAUGGUGGACUAAAUCCAGCCGCAAUCCGUGCUUAGUUUAGAUUUUAGAAGACGUGGGACUUGAUUUUCUAAUGUUAUGUAUUUACCGUUUAAUUAAAUUCACAUCAACGUUACUUAACUCUUAAAUAUAGGGGAGUUGUAAUUGUAAUGCUAUGUACUGUUACUGUUCGAAUUGAUCGAAGCCGAUCUCAUAAUUUAAAGCUAAGGAAUCUAUAAACUUGAGAGCCAUCAGAAGGUGGUUUUAACUUAAA